This is a messenger RNA of Chelmon rostratus (copperband butterflyfish), 2085 nucleotides long. RefSeq names its product refilin B (gene rflnb). Lineage: Eukaryota; Metazoa; Chordata; Actinopteri; Chaetodontiformes; Chaetodontidae. The transcript is spliced from 3 exons. Gene Ontology annotation, cellular component: actin filament bundle. Gene Ontology annotation, biological process: skeletal system morphogenesis; negative regulation of bone mineralization involved in bone maturation; actin filament bundle organization. The record is from RefSeq and is a predicted model, not a curated record. Gene Ontology annotation, molecular function: filamin binding. The coding region runs from base 377 to 991 and encodes 204 amino acids.
AAGACGAGCCGCGGGCGGCAGGACACCCUCACUAGUGGACAAACUUUCUCAACUCUUCAGCACCCACUCACCGCGGACCUGGGUCAUGCUUUGAUAGUCUUAGAUGUUAAAGUAAAGGAUAGCGUUUAGUUUUCUUGUUGUGAAGCGGUUUUAAGGUCUGUGCUGGUGGCGGUCGUGGGACUGAAUUACCGCCCGGGUGAUUAUAUUUCCAGCGGGCAGCCGUGCAUCCUGUCCGGGAAGAGGUUAGCGGUAACACCGCGGGGACUCUGCAGUAAAACGAAACCCGAGGACCUUUUACGGAACUGCAAUCUGGAAGUGUUUCUCUUUCGUAACCUGCGUUUUCUACCCGCUGGAGUUUUGCAACUUUUAACCAGAAAUGGUUGGCAGGUUGAACUUGCCAAAUGUAUGUGAAGGAGACCCACUGGAUGUGAUGAGCUGCAGGGCUGAUAGAGGACUUGACAGCCCGGACUCUGGGUUACCCCCGAGCCCGAGCCCCAGCGCCUGGCUGCUGCCUGCGUGCGCGGAGAAAGCCGGGGGCGUGAGCCCGGUGUCUGAAGACGAGGGAAGGGGCUCCCUGGUUCCAGUUUUACCCACUGGGUCAUUCCAGCAACUACAACCGUUGUCCUUUGGGGAAGGCAUAGCACUUGAUCCAUUACCUGCAAAGGAAGUAAGAUACACCUCAUCCGUGCACUACAACUCGGACCGCCACUUCAUCCAGGGCGUGGCCCUGCAGCCAUGGGGCCAGGGCCUUGAACACUGCAGGCAGACCAUCAUGGCCAUGCCCCACAGUACCUGGCGCCACUACAAGACGCAGCUGGAGUUCCAGCCUCGCCAUCGGCCGCAGCACUUCAAGAGUACCACCAUCAUCUACCCCAAGAAAACCAGCGCGGUCUACACCACGGAGCUGAGCUACGACUGCCACCGGCUAUCCAGGCGUUUCCUCUCCAGUGUGGAACUGGAGGCGACUGGCCGCAGAGAGCUACCUCAGUGAGGGUGGGAGGGGGUUGACAGGUGGCUGGGGACACAUAAGUGUGGUUAUUCCCAAGGCCCCAAUACUGUAACUCCCCCGAGGCUGGCUGCCACUGACCUGCUGUUUUGUCUUUUUACACUUGUGUAGCCUGUUAUCCUUUUUAAGGUCCCUUCCCAAGAUGUGGAAAGGAAGCAUCUGUGCUGCAAUAUUUCAGAAAUCAGAGGUGACAAGACAUCAGCCCAUAUCAGGAAUGGAUAUUUCAUUAAAUGCUUCACUUUGCAGCUUGUUGGUUUCCAGAGGCAUGCUGAUGUUUGAUUUUUUUAUUUUUUUUUAAGGUCAACUCAUAUGGAGAUGAGAAGACUUUCUCACGCUCCUCAUGUCACAUCAAGCUGGUCAAGUAUGCAGAGUGAUUGGUUUAAAUUGGAACGAAGAGGCCCGCCUUAGCUCAAAGAAUUUGUCUGUAAUCCUAGAGAAGAGUGCUUUUAGAACUGUAUGUGUGACGGACGGGUAUGUGAGGGAGAGGAAGGGCAAUUAAAUGUGGUGCUGGAGUUUGGGUGCAUGCUAAGGAAUCACUAACUUAUCCACACUGUACAGAGGUUGUGGUGAAUAUACUUUCUUCACAGGGUAUUAUGUAUUUCUGCACAUUAGCACAAGCUAAGCUCUUCCCAUGCCUUCCCUCUGGCCACUGUUUUAGGCUGCGAUUCAUAUUGUAUUAUGUAAAUGUUGGUAGAUGAAGAGAACUUGCGUAAGCUCAAACAAACCGAUUAAGUAGGUAGUAUAGAUGGAUCUUGAGUGUGUGGAGUUUACUGAGAAGUGGAUUGUAUUUGUGAUAUUACUCACGAGCUUACUAGUGAAAAUACAAGCUGCAUUCCACUGCUAUCACAUUCUUCGGCUUGACUUGGAUUGAAAUUGUAUUUAUUCUGUUGAAGUUUUUAGGUUGUGAGAUUUUUAUCAGCUGAUUCACGGGUCUCUCCACAGACACGGCAAGGCAUAUUUUCGUGAUGGCCUCUCUGCCUUAUUGAUGUAUCUGUGAUGCUUGUUUUUGGUAUUAGUCUCUUUUUCAGUGCCAGUUUGAAAUAAAGUGUUCAUUAGUUCAGUACUUGUGUGUUUUAUGA